GAAAAUUUUGGGGGUAGAUAACUAGAUAUUAUAUAUCAGGUCGGAACAAAAAGGAGCUAAUUCUUACAGUCAGUGAUCUCUUGCUGCCAUGACAAACCUCUCAAUGCUCACCCCUAUCUUCUACGUCUUCUUCUCGUUCUCCCUUCUUUCUCAUGUCUCUGCAGUCUCUAUUUCUACACCUCCUUACGUCGCUGUUGAUGAUAUUACCCUCAACUGCGGCACUUCUGGCAACUCAACCGAUCAAUUCAAUAAGCGCGUGUGGAUGGGAGACAUACGCUCCAAAUUCACUCCCAUUGAAGAAGGUGAUCAUAAAUCUAAUGCCUCUACACCCCAACUCCAAGACAGUUCGGUAAACACGGUCCCCUACUUGACUGCCCGUUUAUCUUAUUCCCAAUUCAUGUACUACUUUCAUGUCACCCCUGGUCCCAAAUUCGUUCGCUUCUACUUUUACCCAGUUUCUUACUCUGGCUUUGAAGGGUCUCAGGACUUUUUCACUGUCAAAGCCAAUUCCUUCACCUUACUUCGGAAUUUCAGUGCUUCCAUCUAUAUCCAUGCUAAUUCCUUUAAAGAAGAUAAAACUCUUUCUAAGGAGUUCUGCAUCAACGUGAAAAAGGAUCAAAUAUUGAAUUUGACAUUCAUCCCAUCUCCAAGCACUUCUAGGAAGUUCCAUGCUUUUAUUAAUGGAAUUGAGAUUGUCUCCAUGCCAAAAAACCUCUACUAUGGGCCAGAAGGUCCAGGAGUCCCUUACGUCGGCCAAAAUUAUCACUUCUCCAUCAACUACGAAAUGGCACUCGAGAAGGUUGUUCGAUUAAACGUGGGCGGGGGCUUCAUAUCGGCAGUAGCAGACACUGGGAUGUUUAGAGAAUGGUCCCAGCAGGACGAUAGUUCUUGGUUGAGUGGAGGCGUAAACCCUCAUGUGCCAUCUUUGACACCCAGAUACACACAGAUAUCAAAUUACACUGCACCAGAUGAUAUCUAUCGGACUGCAGUGUCAAUGGGUCCAAAUACAACCAAGAACCUGCAUUCUAAUUUGACUUUGAAAUUACCCGUUGAUCCAGGAUUCUAUUAUUUGGUGAGGCUCCAUUUCUGCGAAAUAGUGUUCCCAAUUACGAAACCCAGCCAAAGGGUAUUCCAAAUCAUUAUAGACAAUAAGAUAGCCGAGGAAUGGGCUGAUGUGAUUCUGUGGACCCAAAGGAAUGAGACGCCUGUGUACAAGGACUAUGUAGUAGAUAUCCAAAACAAGCCUAAUCUCUUCAUUGCUCUACUACCUAGAUUAUCUGCCUACGGCAUCGUCGAUGCCAUUUUAAACGGUGUGGAAGUGUUCAAAUUGAGCGACUACGACAAAAACCUUGCAGGUCCCAAUUCUGAAAGUGUGCCCUCUCCACAGCUGGCUCAACAACCUGCUUCAACAGCCAGCGAAUUCAAGACAAAGAAAACAAUAAUCAUUGCCAUUGGAAGUGGUGCAGGCUUCUUGGUUGUGCUGUGUUGCAUGUUUCUCUGGAAACUGAGGAAGACUAAGCGCUACGCUUCUUACUAUCCACUGUCAAAGUUCUGGUGCUGGCCCGAGCCAGACAAAGCAAAGUCAACAAAAACCUCGUCCCUGCCGCAAGAACUAUGCCGCCACUUCUCUGCAGGAGAAUCAACAGCUAAGUUCUAAUAUAUUGACAGAAAAAAUCAAUAUAUACAAGAAUUGAAACG
Molecule: messenger RNA, 1698 nt
Organism: Alnus glutinosa
Lineage: Eukaryota; Viridiplantae; Streptophyta; Magnoliopsida; Fagales; Betulaceae
Product: receptor-like protein kinase FERONIA
Exons: 1
Coding region: 89-1657 (522 amino acids)
Molecular function (GO): protein kinase activity
Source: RefSeq, a predicted model, not a curated record